Molecule: messenger RNA, 3160 nt
Organism: Malaclemys terrapin pileata
Lineage: Eukaryota; Metazoa; Chordata; Testudines; Emydidae
Product: coiled-coil domain-containing protein 170-like
Exons: 8
Coding region: 954-2615 (553 amino acids)
Source: RefSeq, a predicted model, not a curated record
UUUAAGUUAUUACUUUGCUUGCUGUUCCCUUAAUUUUAAUUCAUGUCCCUCACUGCUGGGGUUCGCUAGAUUAAAGAGUUUAUCUAGGCCUGCUUCUACAAUCCCAUUUGAAGUCUUAAACUUCAAUCAUAUUCCACUGUUCAGCUGUACUGUGGGAGGGUCAAGGGCUUUGUCAUAAGUGUUAAAUGGGAGUGUCUGGAAGCUGGGAGAGAUCUUAUCCGCAUAGUCCCUCCUGUCAGUCCACUAUCUUACCUUGUAGUGAUCCCUGGCCUCCUUCCAACCUUAAAAUACAUUGGGGGCCUGAUUGUGCCCAUAUCUGUUUUGGAUCCCAUUGGUUGUUUGUACACUCUGGUGUAAAAUGGAAUCUGGAGUGCUUGUAGCCCUGGAGAUCAGGUUCUGAUCUAGCCAGGGCCUUGUCUACAUUAAGAUGUUUCCCUUACGGUUACCAUGGUUGCUACCAUUGAUUCAGCUCCACUGGUGGCAAUAAUAGGGGGAGUACUAAAAUACACAUGGUAACCACCACAUCCUCUACAGCUGCUCUCAGGAGAUUUAGACAACACAAUGGUUAAAAUGCUGUCAGCGGCCUGAAGACCUGUCUAUAGCACUUCCAAUUAUUUUAAUGAAAAGUAAUUAGUGUCUUCAGUAAUAUAUAGCAUAUAGGACCAUCGCUAUGACAGUCUAUCUUUGGGAGUGUUCCUCUAUCACUGAUACUCAGGCUGCUCUUUAGUUAGUGAAAUUAUUUUUUUAAAUGUAUCUCCCUUGAUAAAUAUGGUGGGUUGAAAUCACGGGGGGAAAUGUUUUCCUAACUUGAACCUGCUUUGCUCACCCAGAGAAUCCAAAAUAUACUCUGAGAUAUAUAUGAGCCCUCAAGCUCCGUGACAUUUGCUUAUCCCUAGCUAUUGCUUUUGACCGUGAGGUUUUGGUUUGUGGAAUGUUAGUAUGUUUUAUACAGGAUGCUUCUGGUGAGGAGAGAAAAAGCAGAGCAAAAAGUGGCCAGCUUGGAGAAGAAGUUGGCAGAGGUCACAGACAAGUUAUCCUCUUCCAUGAAUAUAGAUAUCAAAGGACAAGAAGAUCCUUUGGGAUUUUUAGUAAUAAAGUUUCCAACACUCUUGAAGGAACAUUCACUAGAAAAGACAAGAAUUGCACUUCUUGAAAAAGCCUUGGCCACUCAAGAAAUGGAGCUUAAAGCUAGUAGGGAAACAAUAGUGAAUCUUGUUUCAGAAAUGAAAAAGGAGCAAAAAACAGCAGCUGGCCACACUGAACAACUGGCAAUACUAAAGAAGGAGAAGGAUGAGGCUGUAUUGACCAAGAAGACCUUUGAAAGGAAUAACACCAUUCUCUUAGAAAGAUUGAAAGACAAACAAAUAGCUUGGGAUAACUGUUGCCAAGAACUGCUCCAUAAAGAGAAAAAAUUCACUGAGUUAGAUAGAGCUCUGCAUGCCUCCAUGUAUGAGACUAAAACUACACAGACCCUAUAUCAAACCUUCAUCAGUCAACUGGCUACACUCCUGAGCAACACCUUUAUAACUGUGGCUGGGACAGAGAAAGCUAUUAAAGAAAGGAUACAAGAAAUCUGUGACAGUGAACAUUCUUGGAAAUCUAAAACUGAUGAGCUGCAGCAGAAAGUUCUGUCACUAACCAGUCAGCUAGAGCAGCAGCGUGAUCUAUAUCAUGAGGCGCUGAGUAAAUCCUACAAAGCUGAAGAAGUGCUUCAAAAACAAAAGGGAUCCCUAAAGCGCGUGGAAAAAAAGCUUGCUGCAGAAGAUUUGCUCUUAGAGAGAUUUAUCUCUGAAAGGAAGAAACACAUGGAAUUUCUACAAGAGCUGACAGAGAAGCUACAGAUUAAUCAGGUUAGCUCACCAGAAAGUCUGCACUGCCAAUAUGAAAUGCUCUUGGACAAAGCACAACAGCUCAGUAAACUGGAUACAGAAUAUCUUAUUGAGAACAAGAACUGCAUCUUUAAUUUGCAGAAGAAGAUAAAUUCUCAAAGGGAAAAAAUCAAAAUGAAGAACUGGCAGAUAGAACAACUGACAGAGAAGAUCAAACAGUUCGAAAAAGGAAAAGAGCAACAGGUCUGCUUGAAUGCUGGGCAGGAGCCACAGAGCCUGAAAGCCCAGAAAGAAUCCGAGAAACUUCAGGAACAGCUUCGUGAAAUGAAAAUGUCAAAUCAAACUCUCCAGGCAAAAUUUGUGAGUGUAAAUGAUCUCAAAAACAAAACCAUAGAAGAACUCAGUAAAUCUUUGGAAAAAGUUGAAAAGAUUAAGGAGAAAGCAGCUAGAAAGGUGGUCAGUUUGAAAACAGAACUAGACUACACAGAACAUGAGGCAAGGAAGGAGAAAGAGAGGGCCCAUCAUAUGUUGGAAGCAGUCACUAAUGAGCUCCACAUAGCAAAAAGAGCACUUGAAGAAGUAGCAAGAAGAGAAAAACAGCUUGUUGACUUUAGAGAAGCCAUUACGAAGAUUAUGGGAUUUCGCAUAAAUACAUUGGCUAUAUCAGACAAGGAGAUCAUCAGACAACUAAAGCAACUUAUACAAGCCUAUGAAAUUUCUAAAGUUACUUCUAACAAUGAAUCAAAAUUUUCGUGUGGUUUUACAACUGGAUUUGAGAAUCAGUAAUGUGUAUUUUGCUUCUUCUGAACACAACCUAGAUUUUAGAGAGGAUUUCUAGAUUUCUGUAAUAUCAUAGGUAUCAUAAUCUAGUGAUUAGCGCACAGGACUGGAAGUCUGGAUUAUAUUCCUGGUUCUGUCACUUAAUUGCAAUGAUACCUUGGGCACUCUCUGGCUCAGGUUCCCUAGACAAUACUUAUCUGCCAUAAAUUGGUGUUCUGAGCCUUAAUUAUUUGUUUAAUGCUUUGAAAUCCGUGGACGAAAGUCUCCAUAUAAGGAUAAAGUAUCAUUAUAUUAACUUUGACAAAUCAUCAAACAAUUUUUGAAGAGUACCACCUACUAAAUAAUUUAAGUGUAUUAUUUUCACCAUGAUCUAUAGUACUUAAAAAAAAGGCAUGCACGAUAUCAGGGGUCGGCAACCUUUCAGCAGUGGUGUGCCAAGUGUUCAUUUAUUCACUCUACUUUAAGGUUCCGCGUGCCAGUAAUACAUUUUAACGUUUUUAGAAGGUCUCUCUCUAUAAUACAUAAUUAAACUAUUGUUGUAUGUAAAGUAA